This is a messenger RNA of Betta splendens (Siamese fighting fish), 2327 nucleotides long. RefSeq names its product neuropilin (NRP) and tolloid (TLL)-like 2b (gene neto2b). Lineage: Eukaryota; Metazoa; Chordata; Actinopteri; Anabantiformes; Osphronemidae. The record is from RefSeq and is a predicted model, not a curated record. The transcript has 12 exons. Gene Ontology annotation, molecular function: protein binding. The coding region runs from base 467 to 2134 and encodes 555 amino acids.
GUGAUGAUAAAUGAACUGCCCUGUUCAACUAAUUAAGAAAAGGUCAUUCCCAAUUGAAUCUACACUAAAUUCAGAAUUUGAGGAUUAUCGCCCAGUCUAUAACUGCGCACAUGCGCAGUCAGCGCCUUCUCCUUCUAGCGCCAAUUGAGCCCCGUCUCGAACCGCGAGCAGCCGCGCACAGAUCGCCUGUUUGUCUGAGAGGACGAGGGCUCCGCGGCAGCAGGGGACAGUCACCAGGGAACAGUUUGGAUGACGGAGAAGUUCAUCGGCUCCUCUUUGCCCCAGAAGCCUUACUCAUCGCGACCAAUGGGAUUAGGAUAAAAAGGUGAAAGUUGUAUUUUGGAGCCUGAAUCAGUGCUUCUAACAUGCGCUAAUCCGGAGCGUCGCUGUAAACAGAGGGAUGUGAGGGACGCGCAGACGGUCAAGUUUGAAAGAAUAUUCAAGAAAACGGACUUCAGAUGAAAGGAUGCACGUAGUCUGGGUAUUUCUCUUAUUCAUCGAGGAGGCGUUCGCUUCGGCACAGAAGACUAAAGAUGGAGCCGCGGGCUCGCGAGGCGUCAGGCCGUCCCAGUGGCCAAAGCGCUCCCAUCACUGCGGAAACUGGGUGCGGAACGCAGAGGGAGGCACCUUCAGCUCCCCAAACUACCCCAAAGCGUACCCCCCCAACAAGGAGUGCCUGUAUGUGCUGGAAGCACAGCCACGCCAGAGAAUAGAGCUGACGUUCGACAAGACCUUCUACAUCGAGGCGUCGUUCGAGUGCCGCUUCGACCACAUCGAGGUGCGCGACGGCCCCUUCGGCUUCUCGCCGCUCAUCAACCGCUUCUGCGGCGCCGCCACCCCCGGCCUCGUCCUCUCCAGCGGCCGCUUCAUGUGGAUCCGCUUCUUCAGCGACGAGGAGCUGGAGGGGGUCGGCUUCCAGGUCCAGUACAGCUUCACUGCAGAUCCAGAGUUUCAUCUGCAUGUGGGAGGACUUCUGAACCCCAUCCCAGACUGUCAGUUUGAGCUGUCUGGGGCUGACGGCCUGAUCCGAUCCAGUCAGGUGGAGGAAGAGUACAAGUUGAAGCCAGACCAGGCGGUGGACUGCAUCUGGACCAUACGAGCCCCUUCCAACAACCGGAUAUACCUGCGAUUCUUGGAAUACCAGAUGGAAAACUCAAAUGAGUGUAAGAAGAACUUUGUGGCUGUUUAUGACGGCAGUAAUGCCAUUGAGGACCUGAAGGCCAAGUUUUGUAGCACAGUAGCCAACGACAUCAUGCUAGAAACCGGCGUGGGCGUAGUGAGGAUGUGGGCCGACGAGACCAGCCGCCUCAGCCGCUUCCGGAUGCUCUUCACCUCCUUUGCCGACCCUCCUUGUCUAGGCACCAUGUUCUUCUGCCACACUAACAUGUGCAUCAACACUACUCUGGUCUGCAACGGCGUUCAGAACUGUGUGUUUCCCUGGGAUGAAAGCAACUGCAUAGAGACAAAGACCAAAACUGUCUUUCACCACAUCACAAAGACUCACGGCACGGUGAUCUGUGUGUCCACCGGCGUGGUGCUGCUGCUGCUCAUCUUCUCCAUCAUGGUGCAGGUUAAACAGCCGCGGAAAAAGGUGUUGGUGCGUAAGAACAAUCUGUUCCACCGGGGCGACUCUCAGGAUGGGUUCGAGCCUCCACAUUAUGAGCUUUUUACUCUCAGAGACAAGGGACUCUCUGGGGACCUUGGGGAGCUAUCGGAGGAACUGCAGUCCAUGCAGGCGCUUAGAAGGUCCUCAUCCGGCUCCCGCUGCAUUCAUGAGCACCACUGUGGUUCCCAGGCCUCCGUCAGCUCCGUCAAAGCCAGUCAGCCUGUCCACGGUGGGGGCAGGGGGUCCUUGGAGCUGCUGCCGUUCCGAGGAGACGUCCAGAGCUCGCUGCCGCCGUCCAGGGACUCCGACAGCAGCCUGCGUAAGAAGAGCUGGCCCAGUGUGAAACCGGGCCGGAUGCCGGGCCCGCACGGCGCCGGGGAUCGAGCACUGGGGCGGCAGGAUCGAGUGAUGGAGGAGGAUGAAGACGAGGAGGAGGGGGGACGGUACGACGUGUACGUGCGCAGAGCGGGAAGCCGGAGAGCGAACUAUGAAAUGGCCCAGCAGAGAUCCUUGUCCAUGGACUUCUGAAAAGAGAAGCACAAUCAGCCCGCCGUCAGCAACAGCAACAAGCUUUUUGUCAGUGCCACACUGUGGAGGCGGAACUCCCACAUUCACAACAAGAAGGAAGGAGAACGUCAUCGCACACAGUCAGUUUUAAGUCAAAUACUUCAUAUUGUCACUGUAACAAGCUGAUCAAUAAAAUCAAUAUCAAAUCACCCGA